Arabidopsis lyrata subsp. lyrata is the source of this 669-nucleotide messenger RNA. Its product is annotated as heat stress transcription factor B-4b. Lineage: Eukaryota; Viridiplantae; Streptophyta; Magnoliopsida; Brassicales; Brassicaceae. Gene Ontology annotation, molecular function: DNA-binding transcription factor activity; RNA polymerase II cis-regulatory region sequence-specific DNA binding. The transcript is spliced from 3 exons. The record is from RefSeq and is a predicted model, not a curated record. Gene Ontology annotation, biological process: regulation of transcription by RNA polymerase II. Gene Ontology annotation, cellular component: nucleus. The coding region runs from base 1 to 669 and encodes 222 amino acids.
AUGAGAGGAAGAGGAGAGAUUUAUACGUCGGAAGACGUAUUUGUUGGACGGCUUCUCUAUGGAUUAAUCAAAUGGGAUGAGACUUGCCGGAAGAAGAAUGAAAGGACGGCUGAUGUAAUCUCAUGGGGCGAGAACGGCAAGAGUUUCAUCAUCUGGGAUCAGCAAGAGUUUUGCAGAGAUCUUCUUCCGAGGGUCGUUAGGAUAUCUUCUUUUCCAAUAUUCGUGAAGCGGCUUGAGACAUAUGGUUUUACAGAAGUUGAGUCUGACCACUUUGAAUAUGCAAACGAUGAUUUUGUGAAAGGGAAACCUAAGCUUGCUUUAGAGAUACAUAAGCGCUUCGUGCAGACUCUUAUCCGACCAAACUCUGUGUUUAAGCCACUAGGGAUAGAACCGGCUGCUUUGAAGGCAAUGAUGAAGCAAUACAAGGAGUGUCUUCCCCCUGGAACUUUUGACUUCAAGCCAUCAUUGCGUGAUCCGGAUGCUUUGAGGGCUCAUCUUAUGGAUGCCAUGAAGCAAGGAAGAGCUGUGCCAAAGGAUCCAUUAAGCCUUCACGAGAAAGAACUCGCUGCGACAUUGAUGGCUGAUCUCAAGGACGUGAUUAAGCGAAGAAAGGCUUUCUUGAUGGAAGCUUUGGCUGCUGCUGGUUCAUCAAGCGGCGUCACUCAGUGA